This is a messenger RNA of Pollicipes pollicipes, 1286 nucleotides long. RefSeq names its product cytochrome P450 3A2-like. The record is from RefSeq and is a predicted model, not a curated record. Gene Ontology annotation, molecular function: oxidoreductase activity, acting on paired donors, with incorporation or reduction of molecular oxygen; iron ion binding; heme binding. Lineage: Eukaryota; Metazoa; Arthropoda; Thecostraca; Pollicipedomorpha; Pollicipedidae. The transcript has a single exon. The coding region runs from base 86 to 817 and encodes 243 amino acids.
UUUAUCAGCAGACAUCUAAACCUUGACAGGAUUCUGGCAAACAACGAGGGGACGGAAUAUUUCAUCAGCAUGGCCAAGCAGUCCCAUGCGCCAGCGGCUGGAGCAUCCGGAGCAGCGGCGCAGCGACUACCUGCAGUUGUUGCUCGACACGCGGCGGGAGGAUGGUCAACGGCGCUGCCUGACUGAUGACGAGAUCAUCGCCCAGUGUCUGCUCUUCUACUUCGCCGGCUAUGACACCACGUCCAAUGCGCUCGCCUGGACUGCACGCCUGUUGGCCUUUCAUCCGCACCAACAAGAGCGCCUGCAGGCCGAGAUCGAUGGCAAGCUGAUGUCCGAGGAGGACCGCAUCACCUUCGACAUGGUGAACAGCAUGCCGUACCUGGACAACGUGCUGUCCGAGUCCCUGCGACUCUACCCGAACCCGCAGCUCUCACGCUGCUGCACCAAGCCUUACCGCCUUCCUGGCACGGACACCAUCGUGCCCCAGAACUGCCUGGUCUACGUGAGCCCGUACGGCAUCCAACGGGACCCCGGCCUGUACCCGAACCCGGACGCGUUCGACCCCGACCGCUUCUUGCCCGAGAUCAAGGCAGACCGGCACGCGUACGCGUGGCUGUCAUUCGGCCAAGGGCCGCGCAACUGCAUCGGCAUGCGGUUCGCGCUGCUGCAGGCCAAGAUGGCGCUGGUGGCGAUCCUACGGCGCUACUCUUUCGUCCCCGGAGCCAGGUCGGGCGGCGCCGUGCCGGAGAUAGAUGCCACACCCGGCCUGCUCAAGGAGAAGGGCGGUACCUGGCUGAAAGUGGUGAGGCGUGGGUAGAAGGCCGGCGACUGCCAGACUGUCAGGCCUCAGUGGAAGUGCGGUGGGCGUGGUGUCUGGAUGCGUAUUCGCGGGGCAGUUGGUCCUCAGCUGCGCAGGGGUGUUAAUGCGAAGUAGCACGGCAUGCCAAAUCUCUACGUCGGCGCUUGUGCCGAUGAUUUUCCCCGUUGAUCUGCGACGAGCGAGUCCGUGGACCGAGUAAAUCUUAGUUGAGUGAUGACGUUUUUAACUUGACCGGCCCGGCUUGGUCUGGCUGUCGCGCUGUCUAGAAAUUUAUGCUUUUGCAGCCGGUGAUCACAGCUUGAUGCGGUUAUCCGCCACGUGUACCAAAAUCCUCAAAAGAUGUGUUCUGUAAUGAUAAAGGUAUGUUCGUGUAUGCAAUGUGAUGAGCCGUGCUUUUCCUGUGUUGUUUAGAUACGGACGAAAUGUUGCUUGUCUCCCCUAUUUGACCGACGUGACAACAAUACAA